Messenger RNA from Galeopterus variegatus (Sunda flying lemur), 822 nucleotides. It is a transcript of the gene PSMB3, whose product is annotated as proteasome (prosome, macropain) subunit, beta type, 3. Gene Ontology annotation, cellular component: proteasome core complex, beta-subunit complex; proteasome core complex. The transcript has 7 exons. Bases 145 to 762 code for a protein of 205 amino acids. Gene Ontology annotation, biological process: proteasome-mediated ubiquitin-dependent protein catabolic process. The record is from RefSeq and is a predicted model, not a curated record. NCBI's taxonomy places the organism in Eukaryota, Metazoa, Chordata, Mammalia, Dermoptera, Cynocephalidae.
ACAGCCAAUAGGAAGCCCGAAUGGCGAGGAAGCGUCUGCCUAUCAGCCAAUGGAGAGAAAGCAGCGAGAGCGGUCGCGCAGAGAAGGCCAGAACCGGUUUACUGGAAUUGCAGAAGCGGUCGGUGGUCCAAGUACACAGCAAUCAUGUCUAUUAUGUCCUAUAACGGAGGGGCCGUCAUGGCCAUGAAGGGGAAGAACUGUGUAGCCAUCGCUGCAGACAGGCGCUUCGGGAUCCAGGCCCAGAUGGUGACCACGGACUUCCAGAAGAUCUUUCCCAUGGGUGACCGGCUGUACAUCGGCCUGGCCGGGCUAGCCACAGACGUCCAGACAGUUGCUCAGCGCCUCAAGUUCCGGCUGAACCUCUAUGAGUUGAAGGAAGGCCGGCAGAUCAAGCCUUAUACCCUCAUGAGCAUGGUGGCCAACCUCUUGUAUGAGAAACGGUUUGGCCCCUACUACACUGAGCCAGUCAUUGCCGGGUUGGACCCGAAGACCUUUAAGCCCUUCAUUUGCUCUCUAGACCUCAUCGGCUGUCCCAUGGUGACUGACGACUUUGUGGUCAGUGGCACCUGUGCUGAACAAAUGUACGGGAUGUGCGAAUCCCUCUGGGAACCCAACAUGGAUCCAGAACACCUGUUUGAAACCAUCUCCCAAGCCAUGCUGAAUGCUGUGGACCGGGAUGCAGUGUCAGGCAUGGGAGUCAUUGUCCACAUCAUUGAGAAGGACAAAAUCACCACCAGGACAUUGAAGGCCCGAAUGGACUAACCCUGUUCCCAGAGCCUCCCCCCCCCUUUUUUUUUUAAAUAAAAUAGGCUUUCUUUCAUU